UUUGUGUGAAAAUAAUCUCACUGAUGCAUUUCUUUUUUUAGUAUUCAUGCCUGUUGCCAUCAGUUAAUGUCCAAACUAUUACCUAUGAUAACAAAGUGACUAUAAGUAGUUUUAACCGCCAAAUUAUUAAUUUUUUAAUUUUUUUAAUUAAGUGAUGAAGCCAAAUACGUACAUAUUUAUUUAUAUACAAAUUAUUACCAUUAUCUAAUAAUAUGCCUUAGUUGUGAUUUUAAGUCUCAAAAGGUUGACAUAAUUGACUUUAAAUAUGACAUAGAACAUAAUAAUGACUUUAUCAUUUAAUGUUUAAAUUUUUUCAACCAUUUGACAAUGAAAUAUAAUUUUGAAUAACGUAUUUCAGUAAUUACAAUUUAACUACAAAAUAGACAUAAUUGUCAUAAUUUUCCCCUUAACGUUGUCUCUCCUAAUAUUGAACAUUUUUAAAGUUACAUUUUCAGAAAAUUACAUUCUUUUAUCUUUCAGGCAUCUAUUAUGUCUAGUCACGUUGACACUACCUCGAAACGUCGACUUAUAACAAAGCUUUUACUUCAAGAUUCUUUUUCUUAUAAAUUACUUUGCAUAUCGACCCACCACCACCACACGUCGUAUUCAGAAUUUUACAUUUUUAAUUCGCAAUUUUAUUUAUUUUUUAUAUAUGUCUCGUAAUUUCAACCUUUGUAACUGUUUUGUUUUUGCAGAGAUCCGCUCUAUCUUUGCGAAUUAAUAAAUGUUUCAAAUUAAACGGCUGAAAUUCACGUAAAGGAUAUAUGUAAUAUAUGCACAACUAAUGCGUUAAUAUUUGAAAGCGAUCGUCCUUUCCCUUAAAUGCUCCCGUGUAGUCCCACAACAACACCAGUAGGGAUAGAGAGCUGUAGUGAGCCGGUGUUACUCAUCAUAGCCAUUUUCCUGUCUGCUCCGCUCUCCGCCACGUUGGUUUGCCUGCGUGAGUCCUGCGCACCACCAACGUUACUUUUGUGAAAAGGCGGGAAAUGGCGUCCGCGGACAUGGUUGAUCUGUGAUUGCCGACCGAGCGAUACAAACCGCUGGCAACAGCGGCCCGACCUCUACCGGUGGGUUGCAACGAUCGCGGCUGGGAGCCGACAGUGGUGCAGCCCGGGUUCCACAGCUUUCCGGAUCGUCGAUUUUUUUAUGUGACGGUGAAGCAUAAUGAAGCUGAGACCGCGUAAAGCUUCUCAGCAGCCAAAUAUCAGGCAACAUGGUCUCUCGGUAAAGGGCAAGCGGAAGCACUGCCAAGUGAAGCCAUCUCUGGGCAGAGGUCGAAGGAACAUGCAGAAGAACCAGACAGGCCUGAUAUCCACCAUUAGGAAGUUCAUUCAUGGAAGCCCAGUCAAGGUGGAGCAGGACAUCCCUGCUAAAAGGAGUCGAAUCGAUUGCAAUUCCGCCAGUAAUCUGAUUGCUUCAUCCACACAGACCAGAGGCCUUUCCAACAAAUCAGUCUCCAGAGUACGCCGAGAAAGACCAAACAAAGACACAACAAUGUGCAACAAUAAACCCAUAAAACCAAAUGGUAAACUAGAUGACCCCCUUGAAGCAGCUGGCAGUCCACCACGCACCGCCCUGCUCGGAACAAUCUUUUCUCCAGUCUUCAACUUUUUCUCACCAGCCACUAAAACUGCCACUCCUGGCUCAGACUCUCCGGGACAGGCUAUAAGGGCAGAGGAAAUCGUGAAGCAGCUGGACUUGAACCAGGCAGAAGAAAUGCCCAGCAGCACUCUCACAUCCAUAGAGGACAUCACCACGUGUCACACUGACCCUAACUUGCCAGCCAGGGUUCAAAUUCCCUCCAACACGAUCUACGAAGAAGGAGCGAUUGUCACUGACACAGACAUACCUCCAUUAACAGCUCCUGUUUACAUAUAUGAUGAGGACUGGGAGGUGUUUGAUCCGUAUGUCUUCAUCAAGCAUGUACCUCCCCUGACAGAAGAGCAGCUUACACGCAAACCAGCACUACCUUUAAAGACACGCAGCACACCCGAGUUCUCUCUGGUCCUAGAUCUGGAUGAGACUCUGGUUCACUGUAGUUUAAAUGAGCUGGAAGAUGCAGCACUGACAUUCCCUGUGUUAUUUCAAGACGUAAUUUACCAGGUGUACGUUCGGUUGAGACCCUUUUUCAGAGAAUUUCUAGAGCGCAUGUCUCAGAAGUACGAGAUUAUUCUCUUCACUGCUUCAAAGAAAGUCUACGCUAACAAGUUACUCAACAUCCUGGAUCCCAAAAAAAAGUUGGUCAGACACAGACUGUUUCGUGAGCACUGCGUGUGCGUCCAAGGUAACUACAUUAAAGAUCUCAACAUUCUUGGACGAGAUCUUUCCAAGACGAUAAUAAUUGACAACUCACCCCAAGCCUUUGCUUAUCAGCUUUCCAAUGGAAUUCCAAUAGAGAGCUGGUUUGUAGAUAGAAAUGACAAUGAGCUUCUAAAACUGGUCCCUUUCCUGGAGAAUUUGGUGGAGCUGAAUGAAGACGUCAGGCCACACAUCAGAGAGCGGUUUCGUUUGCACGACCUCCUCCCUCCAGAUUAAGGACUUGAUUGUCGUUUUCAGGUUUUAACCUUUGGACUGACCACUGGAAUGGUCUGAUUUCAGUGGAGUUGUCUGCAAAAGAAAAUGUUGCCAUUAUUAGGAUUCUCAUGAUUAUUUUUAAUUCAUAGAAAAAGAAAGAGAAGUUCACGAGUGACUCCUGGAUGUUUUCAUAAGAAUUGCACUUAAAGCUGACCUUCAGAACAAACUGACCAGACGCUGCUGGCUGCAGCGUUUUCUUUACUUUCUGUCCCCUUCUGAUCAAGUGUGACCUUGAAGUCCUCCUGGACGCUGUUCUGUCUCUAAGGAAUCUCUUUGGAUUGAGAAAGCUGAAGGUGAUGCAGUGUUGGAUUAAUGGACCUCAUUGGCUUCAGCCUGACUGUGAACAGCCAGUCGAACUUAAAAUAUUCACUCUACUUACCUGUACAUACAUGUACAUAUUUCUUUUUCUCCUUUGAGGUUUUUAAGUCAGAUCAUGUCCACUCCAGAUUUUUGGUAUGUAUUCUUUUGAUUUGGUUUCUUUUAUAAAAGAGAAAUUAUGUUGUGUUUUGUUUGAAGUUGUUGUUGAACCGCUGCUUCUUUGUUUGCCUGCAUUAUUCUCGUGAUGCUUUACUCCAUUACAUGCAGUUAUCUGUAACAGUGCAGUUUUUAAAAAAACAAAAGGUAUCUUUGAGAGGGAAAAAAAAAACUUUCUGAAAUGAGAUUUUAAAACUGUCAUGUAAAAAAGAUUAGAUUCUGAAAUGAAUACAAGCCAUAGUGGCAGAAGAAUAAUUUUGAAAUGUUUGUGUUGGAGAGUCCAUUUCUAAAUUCAGUACCUACUUCCUAUUUGAUGACCAGGUGGUGGUGUUUGUGGGGGUGGGGGAGGUCGGGGAGGGAUCGGCAUCUUGCACUUUGACGUCCAGCCCUUUCUAAGGUAAAUGUAAAAUCUUGUCACUUUUCUACACUGGUGUGCAUCACCUGGAUUUGGUAUGUGGGGAAAAAAUCUGUAGCACCAGCAAAUUGCCAACUUGGUUGCUUUUAAAUCUUGUUUUCCAAGAUGUCCUAUAUGUGGGAUCUUUAUGACUUGAGGAGUUUUAUUGACUUUUGAAUGAAUCACUCCUGUUGUAUUCAGUGUUACUUAAUGGUUUCCUUGGAAAUAAAAAAAAAAAUUUUGUAAGA
Molecule: messenger RNA, 3690 nt
Organism: Cynoglossus semilaevis (tongue sole)
Lineage: Eukaryota; Metazoa; Chordata; Actinopteri; Pleuronectiformes; Cynoglossidae
Gene: ctdspl2a
Product: CTD (carboxy-terminal domain, RNA polymerase II, polypeptide A) small phosphatase like 2a
Exons: 14
Coding region: 1165-2535 (456 amino acids)
Molecular function (GO): phosphatase activity
Source: RefSeq, a predicted model, not a curated record